Salvelinus sp. IW2-2015 is the source of this 2047-nucleotide messenger RNA. The record is from RefSeq and is a predicted model, not a curated record. NCBI's taxonomy places the organism in Eukaryota, Metazoa, Chordata, Actinopteri, Salmoniformes, Salmonidae.
UUUUUUUUAUUAUUCAAGAUUUGAAGGAAGAAUUGAAAUGUAUAUACAUUGAUAAUUUAAAAUGAAUAAAGUCCAAAUAUUUACCAUUUGACCGCCUUACACUAUUUAGUUUUGUGCCACAAUGAAGUACAUCCUGGUCACUGGUGGCGUCAUUUCAGGCAUCGGGAAGGGCAUCAUCGCCUCCAGUGUGGGAACCAUCCUCAAGUCAUGUGGUCUGCGUGUCACCGCCAUCAAGGUUGACCCCUACAUCAAUAUAGAUGCAGGGACCUUCUCUCCGUACGAGCAUGGUGAGGUGUUUGUGCUGGACGAUGGGGGUGAGGUGGAUCUGGACCUGGGGAACUACGAGAGGUUCCUGGACAUCAGACUGACCAAAGACAACAACCUGACCACCGGCAAGAUCUACCAGUCUGUCAUCAACAAGGAGAGGAAAGGAGACUACCUGGGAAAGACCGUACAGGUGGUGCCCCACAUCACUGAUGCGAUCCAGGAGUGGGUGAUGCGUCAGGCCAGAGUACCUGUUGACGAUGACGGUGUGGAGCCUCAGAUCUGUGUCAUCGAGCUAGGAGGCACUGUGGGAGACAUCGAGAGCAUGCCUUUCAUCGAAGCCUUCAGGCAGUUCCAGUUCAAGGUGAAGAGGGAGAACUUCUGUAACAUCCACGUCAGCCUGGUCCCACAGCCCAGUGCCACAGGAGAGCAGAAGACCAAACCCACUCAGAACAGUGUCAGAGAGCUCAGAGGACUCGGCCUGUCUCCUGAUCUGAUCAUGUGUCGCUGCUCCACUCCCCUGGAGAACUCUGUCAAAGAGAAGAUCUCCAUGUUCUGUCAUGUAGAACCUGAACAGGUGAUCUGCGUGGCAGACGUGUCGUCCAUCUACAGAGUGCCUCUGCUACUGGAGAACCAGGGGGUGGUGGGCUACUUCUGUCAGAGACUAGACCUUCCUAUAGAGACACGCCCCAGGAAGAUGCUCACCAAGUGGAAGGAGAUGUCUGACAGGUCAGACAGGCUCCUAGAGCAGUGUUCUAUAGCCCUGGUGGGGAAAUACACCAAGUUCACAGACUCCUACGCGUCAGUCAUCAAAGCGCUAGAACACUCGGCCUUAGCCAUCUGCCACAAACUGGAUAUCAAGUAUAUUGACUCAGCAGACCUGGAGCCAAACACACUGAAGGAGGAGCCUGUGAAGUACCAUGAGGCGUGGCAAAAACUCUGCAGUGCUGAUGGCAUCCUGGUACCUGGGGGGUUUGGAGUCAGAGGGACAGAGGGGAAGAUCCACGCCAUCAACUGGGCACGCAAACAGAAGAAACCUUUCCUAGGUGUGUGUCUAGGGAUGCAGCUGGCUGUGUGUGAAUUUGCCAGGAAUGUGCUAGAAUGGGAAGAUGCCAACUCUACAGAGUUUCAUCCCGAAUCAAAGCAUCCUGUUGUGAUUGACAUGCCAGAACACAAUCCUGGGCAGAUGGGUGGGACCAUGAGGCUGGGAAAGAGACGGACCAUUUUCAAGACCACCAACAGUAUACUAAGAAGACUUUACGGAGAUGCUGAGUACGUGGAUGAGAGACACCGACAUCGCUUUGAGGUGAACCCAGAGCUGAAGGAUCACUUUGAGGGGAAAGGCUUUCACUUCGUGGGUCAAGAUGUAGAAGGAGAGCGAAUGGAAGUCAUUGAGCUAGACGAUCAUCCGUAUUUCGUAGGGGUGCAGUAUCACCCUGAGUUCACCUCUCGCCCCAUCAAACCAUCGCCUCCCUACUUUGGCCUCCUGCUGGCAUCAGCCGGGAAACUACAGAGCUACCUACAGAAGGGUUGCUGUCUGUCUCCACGGGACACGUACAGUGAUCAGAGCGGCAGCAGCUCCCCAGACCCGGAAAUAACUGAGUCCUCACAGGAAUGUGUGUGACUGAGGGAAAGGAACAAUGAAGAGUUGAAACAGGAAAUCCAUUUCUAAAUGGAGGAUCAAGGGCUAAAUUAGCUCUUAAAGAUGUUUAUGCAUAUGCUGUGAAAUGUAACUGUCAUUUUGGGUCAAACAUGCCUCAAUACACUUACGCAGUACUAAAGA